GCUGGGGGGAGCGGAGGAAGGCAAGUAAAAGUGUUUAUCUUCUUCCCUAGGAUGAAGAACAGAUUAAUAUAAAAGUUGAGGUUAAAGAGGAAGAAGAGACGUAUGUGGGGGGUGAUCAGCCGUCCACGGAGGAGGUUGGGAUGAUUAUGAAGAGUGAACAGGAUGGAAAUUCUCCACGUAUCGACACAAAUGGAUGUGAUGUGAGGAAUUCCUCGGAGAGACAUCUAUUAUCUGCUGAUUGUAAGUCAGAAGAUAGUGUCAUCACACAGGAUCCUCCAGGAGGAAAUCCAAAUACACAAAAUAUACAUCACAGACCUUCUUGUCCGGAGACAUCAAUGGAUCCCUCUGAUCAGGGGGAAUCUUCUCAUCAAUCACAUACUAUGAUUGUAAAUAUCCAUGUAAGAUCUCACACUGCAGAUAGAUCAACAGUUCCUUCUAAUCCUGAGGAAUCUUCCUCACCCCAUGAAGGAAAUCACCGAGGUGACCAUCUAUUCUCAUGUUCAGAGUGCGGGAAAUCUUUCACUCAAGAAGGAGCUCUUGUUGACCACCAGAUAAGUCAUACGGGUGAGCGUUCUUAUUUAUGUGUAGAGUGUGGAAUGUCUUUCACUCUGAAAGGAAACCUUGUGAAACACCAGAGAAUUCACACGAAUGAGCGUCCUUAUUCAUGUUCAGAGUGUCGGAAAUCAUUCGCUCAAAAAGAAGCUCUUGUUAGACACCAGAGAAUUCACACAGGUGAGCGUCCUUAUUCAUGUUCAGAGUGCGGGAAAUCUUUCACUCGUCAGGAAAUCCUUGUUAAACACCAGAGAAUUCACACAGGUGAGCGCCCUUAUUCAUGUUCAGAGUGCGGGAAAUCUUUCAACAAGAAAGAUUAUCUUGUUAGACAUCAGAGGAGUCACAAAAGUGACCACCCCUAUUCAUGUUCAGAGUGCGGGAAAUCUUUCACUCUUCAGGGAACCCUUGUUAGACACCAGAGAAUUCACACAGGUGAGCGCCCUUACUCAUGUUUAGAGUGCGGGAAAUCUUUCAAUCAGUCAGGAGGUCUUGUUAGACACAAGAUAAGUCACACGGGUAAGCAUCCUUAUUUAUGUGUAGAGUGUGGAAAAUCUUUCACUCUGAAAGGAAACCUUGUGAGACACCAGAGAGGUCACACGGGUAAGCAUCUUUAUUCAAGUUCAUAGUGUGGAAAAUCUUACAACAAGAAAGAUUAUCUUGUUAAACACCAGAGAAGUCACACAAGUGACUGUCCCUAUUCAUGUACAGAGUGCGCGAAACCUUACAUUUGUAAAGAAAACCUUAUUGGACGCCAGAUAAUUCACACUGGUGAGCGUCCCUUUUCAUGUUCAGAGUGCGGGAAAUCUUUCACUCGGAAAGGACAACUUGUGAAACACCAGAGAAGUCACACUAUGCUUUAAGUGCGGGAGUGAGUCCUCCUCAUUUCUCCAGCCUAUCAGUGUCCUUAUGGCUGGGUACAAGGUCCCUCUUCUUAAUGUCAGAUGUGAAUGCAAACUUUUUAAUGGAUUUUUUUAUGUAUUAAAGUGUUUUUGUGCGCUU
This is a messenger RNA of Rana temporaria (common frog), 1551 nucleotides long. RefSeq names its product zinc finger protein 501-like. Lineage: Eukaryota; Metazoa; Chordata; Amphibia; Anura; Ranidae. The record is from RefSeq and is a predicted model, not a curated record. The transcript is spliced from 2 exons. Bases 141 to 1178 code for a protein of 345 amino acids.